CCUUCCAGUGACCGGCCCCAUUCUGACAUUAAGAACAUAAUUUUCAGUAUAUAAAUGUAACUCCUUACAUAUUAUCCACACAUACAUUUAACAGUGAGGGCCAGAAUGACCCAGACCUUCAGCAGAGAUCUUACAUAGUACUUUUGGGUGGACUCGUAUGUAGGCACUAGAUCCAGGGGAUCCCUGUAACCCUUAUGCAUAUCCCUUCCCACUUGUCCCAAUCAUGUGUCUUCCCCACCAUAGGCUUCUUGUCUCAGGCCCAUCCUCUUCACCUGGUCAGUCCCAGUCCCAGUCCCUACUUGUCCGGCUUUUCAUCCCAAUCCCAAUCUCAUUGCUCAGUCCCAGUCAGUGUUCCUCUGACUUCUCAUAUGAGCUCAGUCUCCUCCCCCUUCCCCCCAACAUUCUGGCUCCCAGUCCCAUUCUCGUUGCCCAGCUAGUUGCAUCCCUAGUCUGUGCCCCCAGCUUUCAGUUACAGACAGACCCAGUGUCUUCCAUGUUUUCCUCUUCCUUCUCCCCCCUGCAGUCCCCGUCCUCCAGUCCCAGUUUCUGCCAUGACCCCCUCAGGUUCUUUGACCCAAUCUAUUCCCCUGCCCCACACAUAUCCCAUUGGUCUGGCUCUUGUUCCCUAUGUAUUUGAAUCAGGCAGCUUUCUUCUCCCCAUUGCCUGGGCCCAGCAGAGGGGUUAUUGAGAGCACAAGAGACAGGGGCUCCCUGCUCUCAGAUCAGGUGCCUGGCCCUGGACCUGGCACAACAGUCCAGAGCUGCAGCUGCAGAGAAAGUCCUGAUCAGCCCUGAGCUGGAGCAUGCUCACUGCAGGUGGAAUCUUCAGAGAAUUCAGCUGCUAAAAUCAAGAAGUCUACUGAGUCUGUGCGAGUCAGGAUUUUUCAGAGGGUUCUAAAUCGGCAAAAUUUGGGUGGAUUUACAAAAGACUCAUCCCUGCCACAAAGGCUGUCCCCUGCCAGACUUCCAGAUCCUGCUCUAAAGAGCUGACUAGAUUUUUAAGAAAUGGGCAAAACAAUGUAUCUUUUCCUCUAGCCUCAUUCUCAGAAGUGGCUGAACUGGUUGAAAUUUAAAAAAAAAAAAUCCUUAUCCUGAAGCGGACAUUUGGCAUGGAAAACUUCAGCCCAAAUGGUUAACGUGUGGCAAAGGUAAUGAAAAACAUACUGUUCAGAUAGCUUCUCAUCAGGAAGACAGUGAGCCAACACUACAGGACAUGGCUCUGCUUAUUGAACAAGUCACUGGGGUUCCAGUUCCUUUUCAAAAACUGAUAUGCAAAGGAAAGUCCCUGAAGGAAAUGGAACAGCCAUUAUCAGUACUCGGAGUUAAAAAUGGUUGUAAAGUCAUGCUGAUUGGGAAAAGGAAUAGUCCAGAGGAAGAGGCAGAAUUAAAGAAAUUAAAAGAUUUUGAGAAGUCAGUGGAACAAAUUGCUAACAAAUUGGAGGAAAUUAAUAAAGAGUUCACAGGCAUCCAAAAGGGCUUUCUAGCAAAAGAUCUUCAAGCUGAAGCUCUUAACCACCUGGAUAAGAGGAUAAAAGGAACUGCUGAGCAGUUCAUGAAGAUCCUGGAACAGAUAGAUGCCAUUAAUCUGCCAGAGAAUUUCAGUGAUUGCAAACUGAAAAAGAAGGGGUUGGUGAAAAAAGUUCAGGCUUUUCUUGCCCAGUGUGACACAGUUGAAGGAAGUAUUGGUCAAGAAAUGGAUAAGCUACAAUCGAAGAACUUGGCACUGGCAGAAUGAGGCAUCACUCUCAAUAAAUAGGAGAAAUAAUUGCUCUGUGAGCAAGAAGAAAAGUUUGCUCUUUGUUUUGGAGCACAUAUUCAGCUGCUUCUUCUUUUUUUUAAAGCCCAGUCUGUUUAGACUGGUACUUGUCAAUCAUUACUUGCUGGUUGUCACAUUUACCACUCACUCAGAGCUCUUCUUUUCAAAAGAAAACAAUCCUCCCUGAAGAAAUACAGAAAUGUCUUUGUGGGGGAUGGUUAUGCAUGUUUUAGUUAAUGAAAUACUAUAGCACAUUAUACAGUUCCGAGAGGUGGGCAACUUUGGACCAUUAUUUUCUUUUUACAAAGACACUGUUGUUAACUUGUUUGUUUUUCUCUACUCUCACAUUUUCCACUAUGUUAUCAAAAUUAUUUGCAGUUCAAAAGAUAAGUUUGGAAAACCAUACAAGUGACAUAGGUUGCAGCUGUAGGACUUUAGCUUGACUGAAAAAGCCAGGUUGAUACAAUAGUUGAGACAUCUAGCAUUUUAGUAGAACAUUUAGAGCAAUAAAUAGUAUCACACAUCUAUACCUAUUUAACACUUGUGUGUGUUCAUAAGUAUAGGAAAACUUGACUACAGUGGAAGUUGUAACUAUUUUAGCCUUAAACUGUCUGGGUAAAUGGAACUACUGUAAAAUGUAUGGUACUUAAUUUAACUAGUGUUUAAAUUUCAGUGAACACCUUGGCACUUUUUUUCGUUAUACAUAUUUCUGAUAUACUGUGUAUAUAGCAUGUAUUUGUUUUCUGUGGUAUACUCUCUCUUUGAGUAAUGGUGUGAAAUGGAACAGGAUAAUUCAUACUGCUUAUACAGGAAGUGGUCAAUCCAAUCAAGCUCUGAGAAUGGAGCUAUUUUAUCAGAGUAUUUUUUGACUAUGUGUUUCACUGAGUUACUGCAAUUUACAGAUAAAUUGCAAUUGAUCAUUUCUUUUCCCUUGAGAGUUAGCGGAUGAAUAUUUAUUAAUCUAUAAUGUGUAUUACAAAGUGAAAUUUCAAAACAGAUGUUAAAAAAUGUCCUGCCAUUGUUAGCAUCUCCAUAAUGAGAGCUGCCAUUUCACUGCUACUUCUGCUAGGAAAGAAUUCAUCAAUAAGCACUUGCUUUGGUGACAAGCCGGGAACCCUCAACUCACAUUAGACUCUGUGGAAGUUAAGGGUGUUCUGGAUCACUUGCCAACUAAGUGAAUGAGAAUCUUUGUGUUUUUAUAAGUGUUUUAAGGUAAGUUCUCUUUACCAGAAAAAAAUUGCAAAAUGUAAGUGUCGAUCAUAUUUCAAUAAAGUUAAAAAAUUCCUAAUAAAAUAAUGGACCUCAAAAUAGUGACAGUCCUCCCAACAUUUCUCCUGCAGUCAUAAUCAGAGGAGAACUUCCAGAGUGUCGCAAUCUGUUAUCUGGGCAGUAUAGUAGCUCUGUUUCUUUUUAAAAAUUGGUAGUUUUUGUUGUAAAGAAAGUUUUAAAAAAUUAGUUGUUCUGUUUUACCAAAUAUAACUAGAUGAAGUAACUAUAUUUUCAGGUAAAUUGCACUUUUCUGUUAAAUUGCAGUAUUCCUUUAAAGUUGUAAUAGUUUUCAGUAUUACACCCACUUGUCAGGGUCUGUAAAAGUCUGCAGUAGGCUGAAACUUGACAGACAAGCUCUUGGCUUAAAAUGAAUUUAUUUUGUUUCUCAUUACAAAUUUUUAGAAAGAGCUGUUUUUAAGAUAGGAAAUAAUUAUAUUUGUGGUUAUACGUGAUGUGAUGCCAGCUUUAAGUGCCUAGCACUAUGGUCAUGCUCUGUGUGCCUGGGACUGCAAUACUAUUGAGAGGAGCAGAUUUAUAUCCAUUUCAGUGAUGCCCCAGUUCAGUGCAGCAAAGCUGCUUCUGGGCCAGAUCCUGCUCCAUUUAAUCCAAUGGCAAAACUCCCACUGAAUUCAAUGGGUGCAGGAUCAGCCUCUUAUCAAGUGAGGAAUUAGUCCUCACCUGUUUUACAUGUAAACAUGUAUUACAUUUAGUAAACUUUCAGGAGCGUGUGUAGCAUAGAAGGGUUUCCCUCUUCCAUGUGAGCAGAGCUGGGCAGGUCAGGUUAGAUAUAACUGCUGCUCCUUAGUAGUUCUUUAUCCUGAGAAAAAACAGUGCAAUCUUUGUGGUAUUUAUGAGCGGUCAUCACGGUUGAUAUAGGCAAAGACUUUCAGUUAAUGUAAUAAAAGUGAAACCUAUUAAGAUUGCAUCUUAAAAUGUCAUUUCUGCUGGUAUAAUUCAAAAGAACAUGGGUGUUUGUUGUAUCUUUUUUGCCAAUAUAUUGUGCAUUGAAAAUUGAUUUUGAUAAUGAAAUCUAAAAACGAGUUAAUUCAUUUGGGAAAAUGAAUGACUUUUCAUGUAAAAAGUUUUCCCCAAGGAUUUUUAGUGUGGAUUGACUAAUAGUAGUUUCCAAAAUAGGAAAGAUUCAUAUCUGGUUUUUCCACAGUCAUGGCCUCAAUCUUUGGCAAAAAAAUCAUUUUCAAAAAGUGCAGUAGACUACUGCUGAGGAAGAGAGGGCAGAAAAUGGGAAUUUUUAAAAUCAAUGAAAAUUUGGAAAGCUAAAACAUGGAUUCAGAAAUCAAAUUUAAGCAGUACUGUUCUGUUAAUUAUAUGGGAUAAGCACACUUCCCAUUCAGUUAUUGAAUCCAUUUUUCCUUCCUAUCUUAAAAACAAAACACACCACUAUUUCACCCCCUGCCAUCUCAAUAAAAGACAAACAUGUUCUUUGCUUUUUCAUUAGCCUCAUUUUUCUCAACACCUCCCUCAAUUGCUGUAUUACAUUGUAACUAUUUGCACAUUUCAAGCUAACAUUCCUCUACUGUCUUUCAUAAAAGACAACUUGUAUUGUAAGUUGGAGUAAAACCACACCUUCACCCCCUAACUCCCUUCCUCAGGUCCCCUUUUGGCUGCAAUGUGGUGCAAACCAAAACUAACAUCUUUAGAGCUGCAAAAUCUCAGAAUUAUGGAACAUCUUGCUCCUUAAUGUUCGAGUAACUUAAAAUAUCAAACUUUUAGUGGUGUUCUCUAUGACCCAAGUUCUGCUGUUAGUCUCAGUGGUACAAAUGUGGAAUAAUUCCUUUUACUUCAUUAGAGUUACUCCCAAUUUGCAAUGGCCAUGUGAUAGUACAGAAUUUGGGUUGAUAUUUUUAUUUAACUUAUUGUGCUACAGUAAAUGAAAGGGGAAAAGGAAAAUAAAAUAUGGAAAAUACAAUCAAUUUCUAUGUUGCUUAUCUGAUCAUUUUGGUGUAUAGUACAGAAAUCCUGCUGAUUAAUCUACUCCCUAUUGACUCUGUACUUAAAUAUACAGCAGCACCAUUCUGUGGUAAGUUAUUGAGAAUUCACUGUAAUGAAGUUGUACUACUUGUAGA
Messenger RNA from Gopherus flavomarginatus (Mexican gopher tortoise), 5109 nucleotides. RefSeq names its product BAG cochaperone 1 (gene BAG1). The transcript has 7 exons. Gene Ontology annotation, molecular function: adenyl-nucleotide exchange factor activity; protein-folding chaperone binding. Gene Ontology annotation, biological process: protein stabilization. Bases 1214 to 1735 code for a protein of 173 amino acids. Gene Ontology annotation, cellular component: membrane; nucleus; cytoplasm. The record is from RefSeq and is a predicted model, not a curated record. NCBI's taxonomy places the organism in Eukaryota, Metazoa, Chordata, Testudines, Testudinidae.